AUGGAGCUGGGUUUAUUGUUCCUCUUUGGACUUACGAUUACGUCGACUGCAGGCAGCAGCCCACUCCGGUGCGCUGUAAAGAGCCAGACGCCAAAGCCAUCCUUUGGCCGUCCGGAGCGGGGCUGGCUCGGGGGGGCUGCGGGCGGGGGUGUGCGGGGUCGGAGCUGCCGGGAGCUGAGCGCGGCUGUUGCAGGGACCGCGCUGCCCCGGCCCCGCUCCGCGCUGCCGGCGGCCGGCCCGGGGCACCGAGAGCGCGACGAGAGCGGAGCGGCGGCGGCCGCGGGCGGCAGGGCCAGGGCGGACGGCGGAGCGCUGCGACACCGGGCCCGGCGCUGCACUUGCUACACCUACAAGGACAAGGAGUGCGUGUACUACUGCCACCUCGACAUCAUCUGGAUCAACACCCCCGAGAGAACUGUGCCAUAUGGACUGUCUAACUACAGAGGCAGCUUUAGAGGCAAAAGGUCUACAGGCCAGACUCAAAGUACUUCCCAGUCCUCAUUCCGAUGUUCCUGUUCGGAUGCUCAUGACAAGCAGUGUUUGCAGUUCUGCAGAAGAAUGCAGGACAGAAGAAGAAAUCAUGGAUCGAUGAAAAAGACAGAGGAGAGAGACCAAUGCAGGGAAGAGGAAGACAAUUUCAUUCAGUAGCACAGAGAGUUUGGAGGAUUCUGAACAAUCAGCUUUACCAUUUAUUUGCUGGAGCUCAGAACAAGAACCUAAACUACAACUCUCCCUUGAGAUGGACAAACUUGAUGCUUCAGUGUGAUGCCAGUGGAGAAUUCAGCAGUAGGCAACACUUCAAUUUCAGCAGGGCCACUCUGAGGGCAUGGGAACCUGUAUGAAGAAGCUUUUCUCCCCUCGAGAGAGCCUCAGAAAAGGAUAACCUUUAUCAUGUAACCUGGCAGGGAAUGUAUCACUAUUGUGGAAGACUUCAAAGGCAGACCCAAACUUCAGCAAUGCAAAGCUUCAGGAAACAAUUUUCUCUGUGAUUUAAACAAGUACAAUAGAAACUGUUCCACUCACUGCUUGCUCUGUGUCUGAGGAAUCCAUCCACAGCUCUGUGCAGGCAGCUGCAAGUGGAGAAUGUGGAGAAUUAGAGGAAGAUUGCCUCUACAUGAGUUCUCAUUAAGAAUAAACAGAUACAAAAUAUUCCUCUUGUUAAUGUAUGCAAGCCUGAAUCAUCAUAUUGUAACUUUGUGGCAGAUGUUUAAAUGACAGUAUCUAUGCAGAAUAAAUAUGAAUGGCUAAUAUAAAUACUAUUAUAAACUAUAGCAAGCUAUGACUAUACAUUGAGUAUGCAAUAGAUUACCUAAUUUAGACACAAAGUAUUCCUGUGCUUGGAAAGUUCAAACACACAGUGAUUAUUUGGGGAUGCACUGUAGUUGGUGAACAGAACUUCAGUGAUUCAUCCCAAAGAAUUUUCCUACAGAUGCAAGGGUAGGACUGUGGAACUUGAUGCCAUCAGAGUAAUUUCUGUGCUGGCCAUUUGCUGUCCCAAGCCGCUACAAGCCACAGCCACAGCACAUCCCCUGGGCUUUGCAGAUCCCACCUUUUUCUCUCCAUUGAAACACCAGCACCAAAAAAUGCAGAAACUUUAAUAAGGAUUAAAUCCAACCCUGGACAUUUUUCAGUGUAAAUGAUUUAUUCAGAAAUUAUGGACUUCUUUUUGCUACAAGGAUGCAAGAGUCAGCAAAGGAAAAAGAGUAACUUUUGCAAAUCCUGUUCUAUAUUAUUUAAAGAGAGGAAGUCCCUUACUUGUGACAUUACAAAUUUUUUGGGGGUUGACUGACCUUCAGGCAGAUACUUUCCCCAGGGCACAUAGGUUAAACUAUAACCCCAUGUUGUUAAAUUAUAUUUUAUAAGAAGAUAGAGACCAAAAGAAAAGUGAAAAGAAAUCAACAGUAAAAAUGUCUAUAUAGGGCUUAAACCAGUGGUAAUAGUUUUUGUUUGAAUCAAGAAAGGGAGGUCUUUGCCAAAACAUAUGAUAUAUUUUAUAUAUAUGUGGAUAUAUUUCAUAAAUUAUUACAGUUAUAAAAUUAAAUAUAUCUUUCAGUUAUCACAUUUGUAUCAGUUUCUUACUUGCUGUAUAACUGAUUUUGUACAUUUAUAGAAAAUAGAUUAUUUAUUGUAUAAAACCA
Pseudopodoces humilis (Tibetan ground-tit) is the source of this 2138-nucleotide messenger RNA. The record is from RefSeq and is a predicted model, not a curated record. Lineage: Eukaryota; Metazoa; Chordata; Aves; Passeriformes; Paridae.